This is a messenger RNA of Saccharomyces cerevisiae S288C, 1299 nucleotides long. RefSeq lists its product as uncharacterized. The record is from RefSeq and is marked reviewed. Gene Ontology annotation, molecular function: carbohydrate derivative binding; L-glutamine:D-fructose-6-phosphate transaminase (isomerizing) activity. Gene Ontology annotation, biological process: carbohydrate derivative metabolic process; amino sugar biosynthetic process. The transcript has a single exon. Bases 1 to 1299 code for a protein of 432 amino acids. NCBI's taxonomy places the organism in Eukaryota, Fungi, Ascomycota, Saccharomycetes, Saccharomycetales, Saccharomycetaceae.
AUGGAAUUCUAUUUGUCAUCCGAUUGUGCAUCACUAGCGCGGUAUGUGAGUAAAGUAGUAUAUUUGGAGGAUAAUGAUAUUGCCCAUAUCUAUGAUGGGGAGCUUCAUAUCCAUUGUUCUAAAAUUGGUUCCGAGGACUUUUCAUUUAGAACAGUUCAAAAAUUAGAAUUGGAGUUGUCCAAAAUCAAAAAAGGCCCUUACGAUAAUUUUAUGCAAAAGGAAAUAUACGAGCAGUGUGAAACAACAAAAAAUGUCAUGAGAGGAAGAGUUGACGCCUUUACAAACAGAGUAGUUUUGGGAGGACUAGAAAAUUGGUUGACAGAAUUGAGAAGAGCAAAACGAAUAAUAAUGAUUGCAUCCAAGGCCUCCUUCCAUUCAUGCCUAGCUGCCCGUCCCAUCUUUGAGGAGUUAAUGGAAGUUCCAGUAAACGUUGAAUUGGCCUUGGAUUUUGUUGACCGCAAUUGUUGCAUUUUCAGGAACGAUGUUUGCAUAUUUGUUUCUCGAAGUGGGGAGACAACUGAUACAAUUAAUGCUUUGAACUACUGUAUCAAAAAAGAGGCAGUCACAAUCGGGGUAGUUAAUUGCAGCGGUUCCUCUAUCUCAAGAUUUACACAUUGCGGUGUUCAUACAAACACAGGCCCCGAGAAAGGUAUUGCAACAACCAAGUCUUAUACUUCUCAAUACAUCGCUUUAGUCAUGAUUGCCCUAUGGAUGUCGGAAGAUUUGGUGUCUAAAAUAGAAAGGAGGAAAGAAAUAAUUCAAGCCUUAACUAUAGUCCCAAGCCAAAUAAAAGAAGUUUUGGAGCUUGAACCAUUGAUUAUUGAAUUGUGUGACAAGAAACUAAAACAGCAUGAUACAUUUUUGCUUUUAGGAAGAGGUUACCAAUUUGCCUCUGCUUUGGAAGGCGCCUCGAAGAUGAAAGAAAUUUCUUACGUGCAUUCUGAAAGUAUUCUUACCAACGAGCUAGGACACAGAGUCCUAGCUGUGGCAUCUGAUAAUCCGCCAAUUAUCGCCUUUGCGACAAAGGAUGCUUUUUCGCCCAAAAUCGCGUCUUGCAUUGACCAAAUAAUAGAAAGGAAGGGCAAUCCGAUUAUCAUUUGUAACAAGGGGCAUAAGAUAUGGGAGCAAGACAAACAAAAAGGAAACGUUGUUACACUCGAGGUACCCCAAACCGUAGAUUGUCUCCAAGGGAUACUUAACGUUAUUCCUUUACAAUUAAUUUCUUACUGGUUAGCGAUCAAGAAAGACAUCGGAGUUGAUUUGCCAAGGGACUCGGCGAUGUCGGCCCCGGAUAUAUAA